This is a messenger RNA of Grammomys surdaster, 3539 nucleotides long. RefSeq names its product solute carrier family 7 member 5 (gene Slc7a5). The record is from RefSeq and is a predicted model, not a curated record. The coding region runs from base 75 to 1613 and encodes 512 amino acids. Gene Ontology annotation, cellular component: membrane. The transcript is spliced from 10 exons. Gene Ontology annotation, biological process: neutral amino acid transport; amino acid transmembrane transport. NCBI's taxonomy places the organism in Eukaryota, Metazoa, Chordata, Mammalia, Rodentia, Muridae. Gene Ontology annotation, molecular function: neutral L-amino acid transmembrane transporter activity; L-amino acid transmembrane transporter activity.
AUUUGUCAGUACGCGGAGAGCGGCUCGGCCGCGCGCACGCCGGGUAUCCAGGCCGAGCCGGGAACGCCGAGAGCAUGGCGGUCGCGGGCGCAAAGCGGCGCGCGGUUGCGGCCCCGGCGGCGGCGGCGGCGGAGGAGGAGCGGCAGGCGCGGGAGAAGAUGCUGGAGGCGCGGCGCGGGGACGGCGCGGACCCCGAGGGCGAAGGCGUGACCCUGCAGCGCAAUAUCACGCUGCUCAACGGUGUGGCCAUCAUCGUGGGCACCAUCAUCGGCUCCGGCAUCUUCGUGACGCCCACCGGCGUGCUCAAGGAAGCGGGCUCGCCCGGACUAUCGCUCGUGGUGUGGGCUGUGUGCGGCGUCUUCUCCAUCGUGGGCGCACUCUGCUACGCGGAGCUGGGCACCACCAUCUCCAAGUCAGGCGGCGACUACGCCUACAUGCUGGAGGUCUACGGCUCGCUGCCCGCCUUCCUCAAGCUCUGGAUCGAGCUGCUCAUCAUUCGGCCCUCCUCACAGUACAUCGUGGCGCUGGUCUUCGCCACCUACCUGCUCAAGCCGGUCUUCCCCACAUGUCCGGUGCCCGAGGAGGCUGCCAAGCUCGUGGCCUGCCUCUGCGUGCUGCUCCUCACGGCCGUGAACUGCUACAGUGUGAAGGCUGCUACCCGUGUGCAGGACGCCUUUGCGGCUGCCAAGCUGCUGGCCCUCGCCCUCAUCAUCCUGCUCGGCUUCAUCCAGAUGGGAAAGGACAUGGGGCAAGGUGAUACGUCUAUCCUGCAACAGAAGUUGUCCUUUGAAGGCACCAAUCUGGAUGUGGGGAACAUUGUGUUGGCAUUGUACAGUGGCCUCUUCGCCUACGGAGGAUGGAACUAUCUGAAUUUUGUGACGGAAGAGAUGAUCAACCCCUACAGGAACCUACCCCUGGCUAUCAUCAUCUCCUUGCCCAUCGUCACACUGGUCUAUGUGCUGACGAACCUGGCCUACUUCACUACCCUGUCUACUGGCCAGAUGCUGACCUCUGAAGCUGUGGCUGUGGAUUUUGGGAACUACCACCUGGGAGUCAUGUCCUGGAUCAUUCCUGUCUUUGUGGGCUUGUCUUGCUUCGGCUCUGUCAACGGGUCUCUGUUCACAUCCUCAAGACUGUUCUUCGUGGGAUCCAGGGAGGGCCACCUGCCUUCUGUUCUCUCCAUGAUCCACCCACAGCUCCUGACACCUGUGCCGUCACUGGUGUUCACGUGUGUCAUGACCCUGAUGUACGCCUUCUCCAGAGACAUCUUCUCCAUCAUCAACUUCUUCAGCUUCUUCAACUGGCUGUGUGUGGCCCUGGCAAUCAUCGGCAUGAUGUGGCUGCGCUUCAAGAAGCCUGAGCUGGAGCGUCCCAUCAAGGUGAAUCUGGCCCUCCCCGUGUUCUUUAUCCUGGCCUGCCUCUUCCUCAUUGCUGUGUCAUUCUGGAAGACACCCAUGGAGUGUGGCAUUGGCUUUGCCAUCAUCCUCAGCGGGCUGCCUGUCUACUUCUUUGGUGUCUGGUGGAAGAACAAGCCUAAGUGGAUUCUGCAGGCCAUCUUCUCUGUGACGGUGCUCUGCCAGAAGCUGAUGCAGGUGGUACCUCAGGAGACUUAGCCACGAGUCCUGGGUGCCGCAGGGAGAGCGCACUGUGACUGCUUCCAGACACCUCACCUUCGGAAGAGUAGCGUCCAGGCCUGUCAUCCCCACAGCUCCAGGGAGCACCACCAACCAUCUAACAACACCCGCUGCCCCUCAGGUCAGGGGUCCACAGUGGCUGUGAAAGAAAACUGGUACGAGUUUGUCCCAGAAGGUGACCGUCCAUGCAUACAUAGCACCCGGUGUGAGGCCUGCGUGCUGUGUCCUGAGGCCUGGACUUCCUGACUUUCUGGGGACUGCCACAUCUGGGCUUUCUCCCCUCUGAUUUUUUGUUUUGUUUUUGUAGCGUGCAUUUGGGUCAAGUUUACACUACCGAGAUGAUUAUUUUUUAACAAAACAGGGUAGCAAGGAGCAGGAGAUGGUGUGGCCAAACAGUCCCGCUCUGAGUGUGGGGACUUGUGGCCACAGCUCUUCUCCAAAGGCUGUUGUUGAGUAGCACAAGGUGCCUCAAGGAGACCACAUCACUGUCACCAGGUCGAAAGAACUACUGAGACUCCGACAUCAGCUGUUCCACUGUGGACUUGGACUGACAGAUGGACGACACAUAUGCUAGCUUGGGUUUUAGUUUUCUGUGGUCCUAGAGAUAGAACCCCAACCUUACUCAUGAGGCAGACCUCUGCCGUGGGUCACUUGUUACCUUGUAAAUGUAGAGCUCGGGUCCCGCCACCCUGCAGUCCUGGUGAUUUCCCUUCCCCUGGCCCCAUAUGAAAGACCUCUGCAGCCGUAACCCUAACAGCACCUGGCUGCCACCUGCCAGCUAUAGGGCUGUGCACUCCGCACACAGGCUGACUCUGGCUCUCACACACACAGCACUCCCCGCCCCACCCCAGCUCUCCUAGAACCAGACCAGUACCAUGGGUCGCCCACCCACACACCUCCAUCAUCCACCUUCAUUGUUCCUGAGACUGCUAGCAACAUCUGUCAAGUUACCACAUCCCCUCUCAGCCCCCCAUGGCCAUUGUUCAGGAGAACAGACACCAAGCACCACUCUGCUCUCUGCCACCUGUGUGGCGUGACCACUCCAGCUCCCUAAGUAUGAAAGCUGCUGCCUCCAUGUGGGACCAUUCUGCAGACUUCCCGUUCUGUUCUGGGGGAGACUGUCAAGUCCAGCCAGCACAUCACUGAAACAGCUGACCUGCUGGAGGGACUUCAGGAUAUGAGAACCCCCUGCCGGCCCCUGCCAUUGUCUCAGAUCAUGGCCUCUCUGAAGGAGGUGUCAGCUGGAGUGGCUACUGUGCAGUUCUUACAUAGUGGUGACUUUUACCACUGGCCACCCUGAUGGCUCCUCUAUGCUUCUGGGGUUCCCUUUCAUUGGGAUAAGGAGGCAGAGGUUGAGGUCAGAGUACCUCCUGAAGGUUCUCCCAGAGAUCUGAACCGAGGCCUCUUCCCUGGAAAUCAGGGCAGGAACCCACUUCCAUCCUGGGGUGUAUCCUCAGACACAGCCUGGAUUCAAAGGGCAGGGAUUCUUGGCCAUGUUCGUGGUGCUGAUCCAGGCCCUCUGAGAAGGUCCUGUCAUUCCUAUUUGCGAUGUCUGAGGUUGUCCAUCUGUAGGUUUUUGUUUUUAAAUCAAGACCCAGCCACAGCCAUUUCGCCCAGUGCUUUGCAUUUUGGUUUUGUCCUAACGUCACUGCCCUGAAGGACACCCCUGCCUGGCCUCUGUGAGUGGUCAGUGUCUGAGUAGUGUGUCAGGCUGUGUUCCCACCACACUGGGUCCAUCUGCUGUGCCACUUGCAUUAGUGCUGUAUUGUAAUGUCUUUUACUAUUGUAUUAGUGGCUAGCCUGUUACAUUAGACUGGGGGGCGGGGUACAGGGGUCUGCUGUUUUGUGAGGCUUUUUGUUUUUAGGGGGUUGAAUUGUUUUUUUAAAAAGCUAUUGGAAUUCUAA